Molecule: messenger RNA, 1174 nt
Organism: Branchiostoma floridae (Florida lancelet)
Lineage: Eukaryota; Metazoa; Chordata; Leptocardii; Amphioxiformes; Branchiostomatidae
Exons: 7
Coding region: 89-1159 (356 amino acids)
Source: RefSeq, a predicted model, not a curated record
ACAAAGUCCAACGGUCAGCGCAUGACGUAAUGCGAGGGAACAUCGGAUUUGACCAAUCAGAGCGAAGGCCGGGUAGUUUGAUUCCAAGAUGGCGUCGGUUGGAAGGAACCGUCGGAAAGAUUCGGGGAUUUUAACCAAAAAGAUUACCCAUGAGAAAGACAAGCCAAGGGGAAGGAUGGCAUCAAGUUCAACCAUCAUGGAAACUGAUGGAGCUACAGAUGAGGAGCAAGAGAAGGAAGUGGGCAGGGUCACUCGGGGAAGACUCAACAAGUCCACCAACAAGAUGGCGGAACUGAAAAAUAAGAUGAAGAAGAAGAUCCAAGAGAAGAAAAUGGAGAUCUCAGACCCUAGGUCCAGGAUUUACAGUGGAAAUUCAUCCUUUGUCAGGAAGAAGCUAUCCUCAUUGAAAACCAACAACAGGGAAUUGGCGAGCACUCUGGCUGCCAGCAGACAGGGUGUGAGGAAACUCCAGAACCAGAACCUGGGACUACAGCAGGAAAAUCACGCCCUUGCUCAGCGAGUCAUCUCACUACAGGGGAAGUUGCAUGAUCUGCAGGCAGCUCUCAAGCACAGAAAGGACAACGAACAGCACUACAAGAAGAAGAUGUCCGACAUCCAGGGAGUUCUACAGAAGGUCAGCACCAGCCUGCUGGGGACAGUGGAGCACGUGGGGUCCGCCAUGGAGGUGUGUCACCCCGUGCUGCGCGACAGUGGCUGGAGAAUCUCCUCCCUCUCCGCUCACGUGUCAGCCUCGGACGACUCCGAUGGGUCCUUUCCUCCCCAGCCGAGACCCAGCGUUCUUGGAGCAGGGCCAGUGCGUGUUCCCCACCCCUCUGGGAAAAGACCAAGUCUGGCACCCCCUGGACGUAGACUCUCCAGAAGUUCUUCUGUGUCGGUUCCCCCUCCUCAAAACAAAGCCCAGGAGCCCUCGGUAGGGCCACCCGCCCCGAGAGACAGCCUCGCUGCCCUGGAGAGUGCCCCCAUCCUCUUCACGGAGGAGGCUGCAGAAACAGACAAACAAAGUCCUGCAGAGAUUGUUGCACCUGACAACCCAGCUCGCCACACCAACGUCCCCAGUCAACCAGAGGAUUCUUCAAGUCAAGGUUCAACAAAACAAGGUACGUUCAAACAAUCGCAAACUACUAUUUUCACAUUCUAGAUCUAAAUUAGAUCC